Messenger RNA from Lottia gigantea (owl limpet), 1317 nucleotides. RefSeq lists its product as hypothetical. The record is from RefSeq and is a predicted model, not a curated record. NCBI's taxonomy places the organism in Eukaryota, Metazoa, Mollusca, Gastropoda, Lottiidae. The transcript is spliced from 10 exons. Gene Ontology annotation, molecular function: peptide hormone binding; G protein-coupled peptide receptor activity. Gene Ontology annotation, cellular component: plasma membrane. The annotation marks the transcript as partial. Gene Ontology annotation, biological process: adenylate cyclase-modulating G protein-coupled receptor signaling pathway; cell surface receptor signaling pathway.
GGCUUGGCGACGAGAAAGUGUAUGUCGAAUGGUGAAUGGUUUGUUCACCCUGAGUUCAACACAUCUUGGACAAAUUACAGUGCCUGUACCCCACAAAUAUUACAGAAUCCUACACACCCGGGGCUUCUCCUUCAGCGACUUGAGUUAAUGUAUCAUAUUGGCUACGGAGUUUCAAUCAUAGCUUUAACUGCUGCCUUUCUGAUUAUGAUGUACUUCAGACGCUUGCGGUGCCCAAGAAAUAUAGUCCACCUGAAUCUGUUCAUGUCAUUCAUAUUCCGUGGUGCUCUGUCGUUUAUAAAGGACGGUUUAAUGCUCCUACUAACAAUGUUCCACUAUGUUUUAUUAGCUAACUAUUUCAGUUCAGUUUUAAUUCAUUUCAUUUCAUUAAGUACCUCUCAAUUCAUUUCGUUUCAUUUCAUUUCGUUUCAGCACUGGCAAUGCAAACUACUACUAGCAAUGUUCCACUACGUUUUAUUGGCCAACUAUUUUUGGUUGUUUAUCGAAGGACUGAAUCUACACACUCUAAUCAUAGUGGCCGUAUUUUCAGAGAAAAAUAGAAUUAAAUGGUAUAUCGGCUUGGGUUGGUUAAGUCCCUUGAUAUUUGUGAUUCCGUGGGUUGUCGUUCGAGCGCUGUUGGAAGAUACGUUGUGCUGGAACACUAAUCCCUCGCCGGGGUUUUUGUGGAUAAUGAGAGCACCCGUUGUGAUAUCUAUAAUUGUUAAUUUUGCCUUUUUUAUAAACAUAGUCCGAGUAUUAUUUUCGAAGUUAAAAGGUUACAAUACAUCUAAAUCACGGAGAUGUCGGCACAGAAGAUUAGCCAAGUCUACGCUGGUUUUGAUUCCUUUAUUUGGUGUCCACUAUAUGCUGUUCAUCGGUUUCCCUGACAACCUUUCAGCCAUUCUGGAACUGGUUAGAUUAUACUAUGAGAUGUUUUUUAAUUCGUUUGAGGGGUUCUUAGUUGCUCUUCUAUAUUGUUUUCUCAAUCAAGAGGUCCAGUCCGAAAUACGAAAGAUGUGGGUCAGAUACAAGCUCAAAACAAAUUCCAGAAAAUUUCGAAGACUGUAUUGGCAAACAGCGUCAUCGAAAUUCGUGAAAAACCCCAGCCAAUGGCAUUUAAUGAAUCCAAUAAGCUCGGAGAAACGUGAUGUGCAAAAUCCGAAUUUAAAUUCCAGUUCGGAUAAUAGUUCGGAGGAUAAAAAACGUUUAGGAAUGCGCGUGCAUUUAGAAUCUAGACAAGGUAAUGGAUUUAUGUUGAAAUCGCCGUCGAAUUCCAUAGAAUGUCGAGUGGCUUUAACUCCAGAGGAUGUGUAUGGGUGA